AAUGUGCCAAAACCAGGCAGGGGCUAGCGGCUUUCAAUAAGCCCCACAGCUGGAGAGGAGCCGCUACGCUAAACAGCAGGGCUGGGGACCAGGCGUGCGAUGGGGAAAGGGGUCAAACCCGACGCCUCCUCCGGGCUUUCUGAGCUCAGUGUGGUUCGAGGGGAUGGCACCUUCUUGCUGGCUUUUCUCUAUUUGCUUAAUACGCAGAGAUGGAGAGUGUCGGCGUGUACGGAUUCUGCGGGUGCAAAGGGAAGAGCAAAAUAAAGCGUGACUCCAGGUGGGAAAUAACCGCAGCAGAAACAGCCCCUACAUCCGCAUAUUCCUCUCCAGCCCGGAGCCUCGGGGACACGGGAAUCACACCUCUAUCCCCUUCCCACAUCUUGAACGACGCCGACCCGGUCUCAGACGAGCAGACAUUCCUCGUGGUGGUGGCCAUCGACUUUGGGACCACAUCCAGUGGCUACGCCUACAGCUUUACCAAGGAGCCGGAGUGCAUCCACGUGAUGCGGAGAUGGGAGGGAGGCGACCCAGGCGUCUCCAACCAGAAGACCCCGACCACCAUCUUGCUGACGCCAGACAGGAAGUUCCACAGCUUCGGGUACGCCGCCAGGGACUUCUACCAUGACCUGGAUCCCAACGAGGCCAAGCAGUGGCUGUACUUGGAGAAGUUCAAGAUGAAACUCCACACCACAGGGGACCUCACCACGGACACAGACCUGACAGCGGCAAAUGGCAAGAAAGUCAAAGCCCUUGAAAUCUUCACACACGCCCUGCAGCACUUUAAAGAGCAGGCACUGAAGGAGCUGAGUGACCAGGCGGGGUCCGACUUUGAGAACUCUGAUGUCAGAUGGGUCAUCACAGUGCCCGCCAUCUGGAAGCAGCCAGCCAAGCAGUUCAUGAGAGAAGCUGCCUACCAGGCAGGCUUGGCCUCCCCUGAGAACUCGGAACAGCUCAUCAUUGCCUUGGAGCCCGAGGCCGCCUCCAUCUACUGCCGGAAGCUGCGUCUGCACCAGAUGAUUGAGCUGAGCAGCAAGGCGGUGGUCAAUGGGUACAGCGCCAGUGAUACAGUAGGAGCUGGGUUUACACAGGCUAAGGAACAUGUUCGGCGGAACCGGCAGAGUCGGACCUUCUUGGUGGAGAACGUCAUCGGGGAGAUCUGGUCUGAGCUGGAGGAAGGUGACAAAUACGUGGUUGUCGACAGUGGCGGAGGCACCGUAGACCUGACGGUCCAUCAGAUACGGUUACCGGAGGGGCACCUUAAGGAGCUGUACAAAGCAACAGGUGGACCCUAUGGAUCUCUGGGCGUAGACUAUGAGUUUGAAAAGCUGCUCUGCAAAAUAUUUGGAGACGACUUCAUCGAGCAGUUCAAGAUCAAGCGCCCAGCUGCCUGGGUUGACCUAAUGAUUGCCUUCGAGUCUCGCAAAAGGGCCGCUGCCCCCGAUCGAACGAAUCCCCUGAACAUCACUCUGCCCUUCUCCUUCAUCGACUACUACAAGAAGUUCCGGGGACACAGUGUGGAGCACGCCUUGAGGAAGAGCAAUGUGGAUUUCGUGAAGUGGUCCUCCCAGGGGAUGCUGAGGAUGAGUCCGGAUGCCAUGAACGCCCUCUUUAAACCCACCAUCGACAGCAUCAUCGAGCACCUCCGGGACCUGUUUCAGAAGCCCGAGGUCUCCACUGUCAAGUUCCUCUUCUUGGUGGGCGGCUUUGCAGAGGCUCCCCUUCUGCAGCAGGCGGUGCAGGCUGCCUUUGGUGACAAGUGCAGGAUCAUCAUCCCCCAGGACGUGGGCCUCACCAUCCUCAAGGGUGCGGUCCUCUUCGGCCUGGACCCCGCGGUCAUCAAGGUGCGCCGAUCUCCCCUCACCUAUGGGGUGGGCGUGCUGAACCGCUAUGUGGAGGGGAAACACCCUCCGGAGAAGCUGCUGGUGAAGGAUGGCACCCGCUGGUGCACCGAUGUCUUUGACAAGUUCAUCUCCGCUGACCAGUCCGUGGCCCUGGGGGAGCUGGUCAAGCGCAGCUACACGCCCGCCAAGCCCUCCCAGCUGGUCAUCGUCAUCCACAUCUACAGCUCCGAGCAGGACGACGUCAGCUUCAUCACCGACCCGGGGGUCAGGAAGUGCGGCACGCUCCGCCUGGAUCUCACAGGGACCAGCGGCACGGCAGUGCCCGCCCGCAGGGAGAUCCAGACCCUUAUGCAGUUUGGGGAUACCGAGAUCAAGGCCACGGCCGUCGAUGUAGCCACCUCAAAGAGCGUCAAAGUGGGGAUUGACUUCCUAAAUUACUAACUUAACCGCCCCUCCCCCGCCCCAUGCAGCCUGGGACUCCUCCGCCUCCGCAUUCGCUGACCUCGACCUUGACUGUUCUGUCCCUGACCUUGACCCUUGCCAUUGCCCGCCUGAAUUUUAGUAGGAAAGAGGAGAACCAGGGAGAGAAUUAACCAAGGAUUUAUUUUUGAGGGUACACUGGAGUCGGAAAAACUCAGAGAUUAAUACCAAGGUCUGGAAAUGGGAAGUCCAGGGAUCCUAGAGCAGGUUCCUGAGUGGUAAAGACCGCCCUUGGUGAGACAGUUGGUGCAGCUUGCCACGAAGAGGUCCCUGUAAGGGAGCACUGAGGACACCCACUGCCAUCUCUUGGGAUUCGAAGGGAUCUUCUUUGAAGGUCUUUGUAAGCUAAUCCUCCUGGAUGACAGUGACUAGGAAAUACCAGCUCCCCACAGUUAGUUUCUUCUCUUUAUCAUGGGACUCAAACUGGUGACUCAGUGGCCGCUUACAGUAUUUGUUUUAAAUUUUUUAAAGCCAGUGGGAGAAGACUGUCUACACUGGGCUCUAGUUUAGGUUCUCAUACAAUUUAAAUUCCAAGGAGGUUCAGUGAAGGAUAGGACAGCCUCGGCUAACUCAACCAGGAUAGGAUGGAUAGGACAGCCUCAGCUAACUCAAGCAGGGUUGGGGGUUGGGGGUAAGAGGGCUGAUACCUCCGUUUUCCAGAGCAGGUAAAACUUCCUUUGGAGGAAAUGCACACUGAAGAGUCAGUGACUUAACCCAAAUUAGAGCAGUCCCUUUCUAUCUGUAGAGGAUACAUUCUGAGGUCCCCCAGCGGAUGCCCAACGCUGUGGAUAGUACCAAACCUUAUUUAUACUAUUUUUUUCUAGACUUACACAUCAAUUAAGUUCAAUUUAAUAAAGUAGUAAGAGAUUAGCAACAAUAACUAAUGAUGAAAUAGGACACUUAUGAAAACACUUUGAUAAAAUUUAUAUGAAUGUGGUCUAUUGAAAAAUAUACUAUACUAUACUAUACUGUUACGCAUUUUUGGACCACAGUUAACUGGGGCUCAUUGAAAACCCAGUAAAUGCAAACACAGAUCAGAAGGUAAUUCUUAAAAACAACAAACCUUGGGUUCAGAAGUACUGCAUAAUUUCAGGUGAUCUUAGUAGGAAUUUUGUUUGAGAAAGUGAAGUUUUGUUUGCCCUGUUUUUAUGUGUCAUCAAGCGCACCCCCCCCCUUGCAAAGCAUGCACAUUUUCAGUUAACCCCUUCCUUCCAUCUGUUCUUCAUUCCCCAAUAAGGAAAUAUGAAAGGGGGUUCUGUUCCAUGAAAUGUGUCCAUCGAAUCUUCAGCUUUUCAAACUUACCUAAAAAAAUAGUGUGUAAACCUAGACCUGGUAAAUGAAAGCAGCCUUUUUAAAAGCCGGUCUGCGGCCCGUCUGCCGCAGAAUUGCCUGGGUGCUGGUCAAGAGCAGGUCCUGAAUCGAACCCCUUUUAGCCAGAGCUGAACCCAGAGAGACGGGAUCUGCGUUUUUUAGUGUUCAAAAUGUGGGAUUCUUGAGCCUGAGGGUUUGUAAAGCUGAAGUGACCACAGACCACAGUGUGUGGCUUCAAACCUUCCUAUCAGAGUUCUCUUAGGGAAGAAUGUGUAUACGAACACACCCUGCCCUCCACAUGAGAGGGGUCGGAGACCCACCUGGCCUGGCGCAGGGGGGGGGGCAAUCUGUCACAGGAAGGAUCAGGGAAGGAAAAAGAUGUCACAAAAGAAACCUCUGAGAAUGAAGCUGCCCGAGGAGCAAGCUAGGUUCUGUGUUCCCACCUUCCCUCUGGGCAAAGCCAGUCUGGACAACAUUCAGGAGUCAACCGAGGACAAGGAAUGAAGAUCAUAGUCCGUUUGAUCUGUUCAAAGUUGCCUUUCCCACCUGCUGGAAUUCGUUCUGAUUUCAAAUCACUGGAGGCAUGCAUGAUGGAUGGAUGGAUGGAUGAAUGAAUGAGUGAGUGAAUGAGUGAAUGCAGAACAAGGGAAGGGACUUCAAAUGCAAGUUGGAUUUGUGAACUCAUCGCCAUAGCCAAUAUGUAGAUUUUAAGUAGCAUUUUGAAUUCCAACCGACUGUCUUCUUUUUCACACCACUUGCUGCAGAAUUCCCUGCUAGAAUGUGAAAACGCUAUCAAACCAUAGAACAGGAGAUGGGAGCCCCAAACUGAGUGGCAGGGUCUCAAAUCCGGGGCAUCAGGAUGCUUGCUAGGACUCUCCUGCCAACUCUGCCUCAGAAGCUCGUGGGGUUUCCCUUUGGUGUUUCCAGCCGCCGCAGUCCUCAAAACAGACUUUCAAUUUUGUUAUAAUGGAUAUAAUUUUAUGUACAUAUUACUACUAGAAUCUUGUACAGAAUCUUUAUCUCUACCGCGUGUGCUUGUUUGAAAAGGAAAGCACUCUUAGUUUUUUGGUUACUAACACUGCUGCCUGAAAGCUCGCUCCACGGCUUCUUUUCUCAAUUGCUCUCACCGAUCACGCUCCGUGCCGAUGCCCUGCAAUGGACUAUGCAUGCAAGACCGAGCAAUAGACAGAGGUGCCUUGGGUCAGAGUACUCUGGCCACACCCGCCCACCCGCCCGCCCACCCGCCCGCCCCGCCCAAAGCUGAGCGGCUUCCGCAUGAAGAGCAACGUAUCAAUUCUCCUGUCCAGACUAUGGCAGCUGGAACAUCCUGGUUCUGUAAAAGCGAUGCCUAACCCAAACGCUUUGUGUCUCGCAGGGUUGUUGACCUCUCCUCUCUGGUAAGGCUAAGCUUGGCAUACUUGGUGAUCAGAGGAACCCGGUGGUACACAAACCGAGGUUUCCGUUGGGUUGCGUAAGUGAGCGGGAGAGGUUUAUAGUUCAGCCCGUCUUCUCCUGGCUAAUGUAAAGCACUCCUCACCGUAUGCUAGAUCUGCCUCCCUGCUCUGAUUUUCAACUUCAACGAGCUGAUAGAAAUCUGCAGUGUUAGCAAACUAAUGAUGGAGAAAGGGUGGUAAUUCCUUCUGACCCAGAGUUGCAGCCCCAGCAGCCAAACACUUAGUAAAGUCCUCCCAUCUAUCCCCCACCCAGCUGAAAUACUCUUAUAGGACACUGGGUAAGUACACUCAGAACACAUUCCCCAGCUUAGAAAGUUCUAGAGGGUCUGUGGUCUCGGCCAGUUGACCUUUGUAUUUAUUAUCUGGCUACUUAACUGCCUUUCCUGUACACAGUAGGCACUCAUAAUUGCAGAAUGACCGGUGGCUUACCAGCAGGAAAGGGGAGGUGCUUCAGAAGCAGCCCUGGGAGCGAUGGCUGAGUCCAGGUUACAGAGCCUGCCCGCCCCCCACCCUUAGGAUGUUACUUAGACCAAGUUUAGCUUUUAGAGUCCAGGUCUGGUUAACUUGCCAGGGUAGCAAAGAAUUGCAUGCACCAAUAUAAACAGGAGUCAAAAUGCAUUAUUAAUCGAAGAUCGAAUUUCACAUUGUAGUGAUGUAAUAGUUGUGUUUAGGCUGCGUAGAACGUAUGGUGGGGAAUGGCUUAAGUGAAUGGCUAGUAUAAAAGUCGUUGGCCAUAAUAUCUUAAAACGCCUCAUCUGCUCGAAAUAUGGAACAGUAUCCUAAGAUCUCAGCCACUGGGAGUCUUUGUUCACAACAAGACAGAGCCAAACUUCACAGAAUUUUGCAGCAGUCCACGCCUAGACAGGAUUGUGUCUGCAAACAGAUUCUAAUAAAGUGAAAUUCUGAAUUCCAA
This is a messenger RNA of Mesocricetus auratus (golden hamster), 5999 nucleotides long. It is a transcript of the gene Hspa12a, whose product is annotated as heat shock protein family A (Hsp70) member 12A. Bases 210 to 2282 code for a protein of 690 amino acids. The record is from RefSeq and is a predicted model, not a curated record. The transcript is spliced from 13 exons. NCBI's taxonomy places the organism in Eukaryota, Metazoa, Chordata, Mammalia, Rodentia, Cricetidae.